Ambispora gerdemannii is the source of this 558-nucleotide messenger RNA. Lineage: Eukaryota; Fungi; Glomeromycota; Glomeromycetes; Archaeosporales; Ambisporaceae. The record is from the annotation of a GenBank genome assembly.
AUGUUCAGACAUAAAAUAAUCCGAAUUCAAACAGCAUCAAGAAAAGCAUGUAUUUCAUAUGAUGCACCUUCCCAUCUAUCGAUCACGUGGGGUAAAUUAACCGUCACAAAAUUACAUAACGAAGGUAGACAACUUUGGUCACUUGUGCCAGCUACAGCACCAAACCAAACAGACGGUUUAUGGUUAAUUAAUGUCGACGCUAAUCUCGCACUAAGAUACGACUUGGACACUGGCGACAUUUUUCCCGCGCCAUUAGACAAAAAAGACAUGUCGUUCGUUUGGUCAGUUAAUCGUAUUCAAGUAUGGAAGGACCAAGAAGAUUAUGCGUUCUCGCCAAUUGGAAAGCCUCAUCGACGAAUGACCACUGAGGUUGUUGAAGUGCCAGCUUUUAGCAAUGGCACGGUUUGUCAUGCCAUACAUAUUAUGAAUAUUCGUCUUGUUGGUGAUGCUGGAUCACCAGCAAACCAAGCUUGGGUUAUUAAGCCAGAGGUUUUGCCUUCGCUGACUCCAGAAAAAGCUAUUACUGACUCUCCAAUUUAUGCUGUAGGAGCUUAUUAA